This is a messenger RNA of Ziziphus jujuba (common jujube), 1823 nucleotides long. RefSeq lists its product as uncharacterized. Bases 248 to 1669 code for a protein of 473 amino acids. The record is from RefSeq and is a predicted model, not a curated record. Lineage: Eukaryota; Viridiplantae; Streptophyta; Magnoliopsida; Rosales; Rhamnaceae. Gene Ontology annotation, cellular component: cytoplasm; membrane. The transcript is spliced from 14 exons.
AACAACGCCAUUUUAUGCGUUUUCCCACCCAGCUUUAUGCUUAGCCCUUACUCAAACCCCUCUCUCGUCAUCAACCUUUUGCGCCAUAUCAGGUUGGAGAUCCAGCAAACCCCACCAUUAGAGAUUAAAGGUUCGCAUUCCACGGCACGUUUAAUUAAAAAAAAACCUCUAAUCAAAUACUCUUUUGCCUCUUUCUCUGGUGUAGACAAAGUGGUGCAGAAGUAUUUCCUAUUUGCUAAUCUCAUCUAUGUUCGGAGGUCUUGUGACGGGUCCUGCCAAUAGUCCUCACUUAAGAAAGUCUGGUAGCAGACCUGUUGUCUCUGAUCUGGGCGCAACUGAGCAAGAAAAUGGUGCUGAGGAGACUUUCUUGCAUCCCGUAGAGACAAGUGACAUGAAGGGCGUAACUACACCAAUUAAUAGUGCUGCAAUAAUGCCGUCUCCUAUAUUUUUGUGGAGAUUUAAGGUAUUUUUGUUUCUCGUGUGGGGUGUCAGCUGUUGCAAGUUUGGGUGGGAUUCUGUUAUGAGAAUGAGUGUGGAUUUGCGAGAUUUAUUUCUGUAUGAGACAUUUUUAUAUUAUAAUCCCCUUCUUCUCGUGACUUUGAUGGUUUGGCUUUGGGGAAUUAAUUUAUGGGUUUUUUCCCAGUCCAACAUCAGUUAUGCAAAAGUUUUUGAUCUUGAUCAAAAUCAUUUGUCCCACAAAGAAAUAUGGAAGUGUGCCAUAUGGAUGACACUCAUUGUCCCCACUAGCAUGUCCGCAUAUCUUUAUCUCUAUUCCCAUGGAGAAGUAUCACUUGCUGCAUCACAACCAGUGCUAUUAUAUGCUGCUCUUGCUAUAGCUUUGAUCUUUCCUUUUGAUAUUUUUUAUUUGUCAUCUCGCUUUUACUUCUUAAGGACUCUUUGGCGUAUAGUUCUCCCAUUACAGGCCAUCACAUUUUCUGACUUUUUCCUUGCUGAUAUUUUGACCUCCAUGUCAAAGGUAUUAUCGGAUUUAGAAAGAUCAGUAUGUCGAAUGGUCCAUCGACAGGUUGCUACCAUUGCAUGGUUUGAAGCUGAUUCUGUUUGUGGCAGUCACUCUGUUGCGAUUCCCUUAGUUCUUGUUUUGCCUUAUCUUUUCCGUCUGUUCCAAUGUCUCCGGCAAUACAAGGAUACUGGGGAGAAAACAACCCUUUUGAAUGCUUUGAAAUAUUCUACUGCAGUACCAGUGAUUUUUCUUUCAGCUCUUAAAUAUCAUGUCUUCCCUGAUAAGUGGAUGAACUUCUAUCGACCUCUCUGGCUUCUCUCAAGUGUUUUAAAUUCUUUGUACUCAUUCUACUGGGACGUGACACGAGAUUGGGACAUGAGUGGCUUCACUCGGAUUUUCAAGUUCAACAAACCGCAUUUGUUAUCAAACCUGUUAUAUGGACGGAAAUGGGUUUAUUUUUGGGUGAUAGGAAGCAAUCUGAUACUGCGUUGCACAUGGACAUAUAAGCUAUCUGCCCAUCUCCGGCACAACUACCUCACCGUGUUCACAAUCACAGCCUUGGAAAUUUUCCGCCGCUUCCAAUGGGUUUUCUUCCGUGUUGAAAAUGAGUGGAAUAAGAUGAAUUCCAAGUCCAAUAUUCAACUCACCAUGAUUGACAUCCCAAAAGAAGAUGAGAAAUUACUCGCUUCUGGUGACCACAGUGUAUAGGCGAUUAAGCGAUUUUAUCACAUUGGUAGAGAUAUGUAGAAUUUAUAAUUUUUUUGACCAAAAGGGUUUACCAAUUCCUUUUCAAAAUUGCAUUCUAUACAAUCAAUUGAACAUUAUAUUUGUUCAUAAUAGAGUAGCAUGUUCGAUUAUUCCA